Mytilus trossulus (common blue mussel) is the source of this 3666-nucleotide messenger RNA. RefSeq names its product heat shock 70 kDa protein 12A-like. Bases 167 to 2119 code for a protein of 650 amino acids. The record is from RefSeq and is a predicted model, not a curated record. Lineage: Eukaryota; Metazoa; Mollusca; Bivalvia; Mytilida; Mytilidae. The transcript is spliced from 9 exons.
GUCAUUAAGAUAAAAAGGCCGGAUAUUAAUUGUACAGAUAGUCAUCGAUCGUUAACUUAUAAAUAAAUUGGAGAACGCGGAAGAAAUUUAUCGAGUUACACUAUAACAAGUAUAAAAUGCGGAAGAUGUUUUAUUUUUAGCAGUUUAUCGAUAUAUAGGCAAACUAAUGGGGAACAUAUUGAGUAGAAAGAAGAAGCAGAAGAAGAAAAAGACGAAAAGAAAAAAUAAUGGAGACGAAAUUGACGAAAAGGAGCAAAUUGAAGAGGAUAAGAUGCCACAUAAUGUUCAUGUUCAAUUUGGUGAUGGUCACACUGGUACCCUAACAGAUAUAGUUAGACCACAGGAAAUAACAGUCGAAGUUGACGUGGAGAGAAAACCAAAGAGCACAAAACACUUAAAGCUAAUGGUUGCAGCUAUAGACUUUGGAACCACAUUCUCCGGGUUUGCGCACUGUAUGCGAGAUAAUAUGACAAAAAUAUAUUGCCAUGAUUGGAACUCGACAUAUGGGAUUACAAAUAAGGCACCAACGUCAGUUCUUUUCAAACCAGACAUGACGUUCGACAGUUUUGGUUAUGAAGCAGAAGAGCAUUAUCAUGAUCCAGACGAUGAUGAAGAUCUUAGUAAAUGGUACUUUUUUCGAAACUUCAAGAUGAUUCUUUACGAAUACAAGAAACAAUUCAAUGUUGAAACAGAGAUUGAGGAUAUGGUCCCUGGACCCCAAAAGACGAAAAUGAAGGCAAUAGAUGUAUUUUCAGCUAUCAUUAAAUACUUCAAGAAACUGCUCCUUGAGAAAGCACAGAAAAGUUAUAUAGAUCUAACCGAUAAUGAUAUACUCUGGGUGAUAACAGUACCAGGAAUAUGGGACCUAAAGGCCAAACAAUUCAUGAGAGAAUCUGCUAUUCAGGCAGGAAUCCCUUCUGACCAGUUAAUACUAGCACUGGAACCGGAGGCAGCAUCCCUAUAUUGCAGAAAAAUGCCAAUAUUUGUAGAAGAAAAACAGGAUGGUGAUAAGACGAUUUCACAACUACCUGUUGGAUCGAAAUAUAUUGUUCUUGACCAAGGAGGUGGAACAAUUGAUAUAACAGUUCAUGAAGUCAUUCCAGAAGGGAAUCUGAAGGAAAUACAUCAAGCUUGUGGAGGAGUUUGGGGUUCUAACAGUAUAAAUAAAGAAUUUAAUCACUUCUUGUGUAAGGUAUUUGGAGAUGACGUAAUGAAGACUUUUCAAACAGACCAUCCAUUAGAUUAUUUUGAAAUAAUGAAGGAAUUCGAACGUAAGAAAAUAAGUUAUACUGGAGAAAGAGGAAGGGAACGUAUGAGAUUCUCGUAUUUAGUUGACUAUUACAAACAACUUAAAGAGGUAGAAAUUACAGAAACUUUAAAAGCAACACAGUUUAAAGACACAGUUCAAUUUGAAAGAGAUAAGGCUUCUCUCAAAAAAGAAUUGUUUAAGUCAUUUUAUGACAAACCAGUUGCGUUUAUUGUCGAUUAUUUGAGAGACCUUCUUGGAAAGAAGUCAAUAAAUACUGAAGAUAAUCCAAUCAACACUAUUUUAGCAGUGGGAGGCUUUUCGAAAUCUCAAGUGCUGAUGAACGAAAUUAAGUCAACAUUCCCUGAUCUUGCAAUCGUUGUACCUGCAGAUGCCGAUUUGGCCGUGUUAAAAGGGGCAAUACUAUAUGCCUUUGAACCGGAUUCUGUUACAUGUCGUGUUUCCCAAUAUACAUAUGGAGUUCCAAACUUUACGGCUUAUGAUGCAAGAAUUCAUAAGGAUAGACGAAUAGCUAGAAUAGGACCUCAAAGAAAACCAAUGGUUGACGAUUCAUUUGAUAAACAUAUUGAAAUAGGACAGAUUUUACAAAUUGGACAAUUUCAACAAGAGCAUGAAUAUUAUCCUACUACCGAGGAACAUAAAUCAAUCGUACUGGACUUUUAUGCAUCAGAAGAAAAGAAUCCUAAAUUUACUGACGAAGAUACUUGCUAUUGUUUAGGAAUGCUUCAUUUUGAUAUAACACGCCAGGCUAGAAUAUUUGUGAAACUUAAUGCCAGUGGUACCGAACUAGUGGCUGUUGCAAGAGUAGACGGUGAAAAUCAAGAAAUUCAAGGCUAUUUUAGUCUUAUAUGAAUAAAGGACUUGUUAAUUUCUACAAAAUACUUUUUUAUGAAAAUACUUCACACAUUAUUAAUUUAAGUCUUUUAUUGUACUUGGAAUCACAAAUAUCUCUCCAUCACACACAAUGUAGCUCUAUUGAAAUAUUUACUUCAGAUUAAGGUGUUCUCUUAUAUCUCAUAUUUUGAAUCCUGAUAUCAAAUAUACGUUCUUAUGUUUUGCUCUGUGUAAGCGAUUGGUAAAUUUUAUUUAAGAAACACUGCAUGUGGGUUCAUAAAUCACACGUCCUCUUUACCACUUCUUGUUGGUGCCGUUGUUGAAAGUAUGUUAGAUUUUUGUGAUGUUUAUAAAGACACCUUCUUUCAGAAUACCAUUUUCAUGUGUACAAUUUAUGAAAUGAUAAUUACGUUUCACUUCUUUUUCAUGGUAAGUUUUGUAGCCUGAAUACUGGAUGAAUGUUGCACUCGAUAAUUUUUUUGUGUAUGUUUUUGUUACCACGAUAUGAUAAUAUCUAAUUGAUCUCUCAUUAAUGUAAAUAUACACGGCUGAGAAACAAGAAAGCAGCUUGAUCUUGGGAAAAAUAUAAACCGAAAAAAUGAUUUUUCCCUUAAGUUGAACGGUCUACGACGAAACAUUUUUUUUUUAUAGCUUUGUACUUUAAUAAAAAAAUAUCAGUUGUUCAGUAGAACAGUACUGAUUAUUCACUAUGUUCGCAGUAUUGAAAAAAAGCUUUAUUCUUUUAAAAAUAUAUACAUUUCUUUAUACAAAUCUGGAUUUUUUCCGUGGACUGUCUCGUCAAUUUGGAAUUUAAACGAUUUACUCAUGUUUUGUUUGUUACUUAAGUUUUCUGUUUAAGGAGAUCUCAACAUCGGUUUACUGUCGCUUUAAUUUUAAAACCAAUGAUUUAAAACCUUAAAAAAUUAUAGAAUAUAUACUUUUCCUGUUUUACAAAGCAACAUUUAUCCAAUAUACAUGUAUGCAUUGACAAUGUACGAGUAAAGCUGUAUUUAUUCUUUACUUCCCUAAAUAAAUAAUAUCGUAAAAUGACAAAUAUAUAAAGUGCAAAGACUGGAGAAAACAUUCUUUAAUUUUUGUGUAUUUAAAUGCAUCUAUAAACAAUUUGAGGAAAUAUUUGAAAAGGAAGAAUUAAUUCUUUGACAAGGAACCACUACAACUGGAAAAACAAAAAAAAAUACAAUUAAAAAAAAUACAAUGAUUUGAAUAAAAGAAGUGAUCAAGUCAAAGAUGUAUUACCAGUGUAGCUUGUAAUGGAAUUCUGGUAUCAUGUUUACAUAACUAUCCAAACCGUGAUUUAGUUUGUACUAUUUAGAUAAAGUCAUGUUGUUACUUUACGGUGAGAUGCAAUAGAUAUCAAAGAGAAUUUCAUACUAAUAAAUAAAGGCAACAAGAGUAUACCAUGUUAAAAGAAAAACAAACAUUAAUUGAAAGUUAAAAAUUGAAUGUUAAAAACGAAUGUUUAUGUUAAAAAUGAAGGUUAAAAGUUGAAAAUCGAAUGUCGGAAACGAAUGGUGAAUGUUGAAAACCAAUGUUGAAAGUUGAAA